CCAGCCAGCGCCGGGCCCGGGCGGUGUCAUCCCGCCGUUGCCCGCCCUCGCCGCUGUCGCUCCUGGCGGGCGAGUAAGUCCGCGAGCGCCCGUGGCGGCCGAGGAGCCUGCGGGCGGGAGGGGUCAUGGUAAAAGCAGAGAUAGAGCCUGUGGAUUUGUCUUGUUCCCUGUAAUCCCAUCCGAUUGAGUUCUACCUCUGUCCUGAAAAAGCACCUGAAGUAAGUUCGCAAGGAGAAGAGUUCUACCCGAGGGUCGUUAAGUCGUGCUGAAGGUUUUGGAACAGAUGUUGGAAGAUGUUAGCUGUGGAUACUGGGAUUGUGGAAGAGUGGUUAUCAGAGUUCAAGACCCUGCCAGAAUCAUCCAUAUCCAGCUAUGCUACAAACUUGAAAGACAAGAAUGCUUUGAUUUCAUCUCUUUACAAAGUGAUUCAGGACCCACACAGUGAACUCCUGGAGCCAGUUUGCCAUCAGCUUUUUGAGUUCUAUCGCAGUGGGGAGAAGCAAUUGCUACGAUUUACGCUGCAGUUCCUACCCGAGUUGAUGUGGUGCUACCUCGCUGUCUCAGCCAGCAGAGAUUUGCAGAGCAGUGGAUGCAUAGAAGCUCUUCUCCUAGGAGUUUACAACUUGGAAAUAGUUGACAAAGAGGGGCAUAGUAAAGUGCUGAGUUUCACAAUUCCAUCUUUAUCCAAACCCUCAGUCUAUCAUGAACCUUCCAGCAUUGGCUCCAUGGCUCUCACUGAAGGAGCUUUAUCACAGCAUGGUUUGUCCAGGGUUGUGUACAGCGGACCACAUCCUCAGAGGGAGAUGUUAACAGCACAGAACAGGUUUGAAGUGCUGACUUUCCUUCUGCUCUGUUACAAUGCUGCCUUAACCUACAUGCCUGCAGUUUCUCUUCAGUCCUUGUGUCAGAUUUGUUCAAGGAUUUGUGUCUGCGGAUAUCCUCGCCAACAGGUGAGAAAGUACAAGGGAGUCAACAGCAGGAUUCCAGUCUCAUCGGAAUUCAUGGUGCAAAUGCUGACAGGGAUUUAUUAUGCCUUUUAUAAUGGAGAAUGGGAUCUGGCUCGUAAAGCUAUGGAUGACAUUUUGUAUAGAGCACAGCUGGAACUGUAUCCAGAACCUCUGCUGGUUGCUAAUGCAAUAAAAGCUUCACUGCCUCAGGGUGCCAUGAAAUCUAGUAAAGAAGGUACAAGAUGCAUCCAGGUUGAAAUUACACCUACUUCAUCCAGAAUAUCGAGAAAUGCUGUGACUAGCAUGUCCAUCCGAGGGCACAGAUGGAAAAGGCAUGGUAAUACUGAUUUAGCCAUUCAAGAAGAGCUGAUGGAAGUAUCUGAAACUGAUGAAGGGUUUUACUCUAGGGCUACUUCUAGUACAAGUCAGUCUGCCCUGUGUAACAGCAGCAACGUGAGCAGUAAGAACCUUUUGGGGAAGAGCCAACGAAGGUCUGGAGGAAGCAAAGCUGGAGUAAAAGAAAAAGAAGGAGAAACCUGCAGAGAACACUUGUCACGAAAACAAACUCAGAGAGCCAUGAGUGAGAAUCUAGAGCUUGUCUCUCUGAAGAGACUGACACUGACAACCAGCCAGUCCCUGCCUAAGCCUGGCAGCCAUAGUCUGGCCAGAACAAACACCACUGUGUUUAGUAAAUCCUUUGAACAGGUCAGUGGUGUCACAAUUCCAAAUAAUCGUGGUGGUGUAUCUGGUACAGAGUCAAACAGGUUUUCAGCUUGCAGUCUUCAGGAGGAAAAACUGAUAUAUGGAACAGAAAGAACAGAUCUUCCCAUUUUAAGCAAACAGCCUAGCCAGCAGCGGCCUCCUAGUAUUAGUAUAACUUUGUCAACAGAUUGAUAGGAAAUGGAUUGGUAGGAAAUGUGAAAAAUAAAAUACUGGAGGUCUAUGCUUAUAUUGGUACAUUGGAACAUUAAGCUCCUUAAUAUGCUACACAUUAUUUUCUUAAACCUCAAGCCCAUAAAUUCUUACUCGGCUGAUAGUGAGUAGGUAACAGCUGUAACUAUUUUGCAUCGGCUUCUAAUAGCUUGGAAAGUUCCUCCUUGACUGUAGGGGGUUUACACACCUGAUAGCUUACAGCUUCAUGUGAAGUUUACAGCUUCACCAGUUUAACAAGCUCAGCCUCUGACCCCAAAAUGUGUGGGUUUUACAGGUGCACAGUAUGGGAGCAGACAACCACUUCCCAGAUCCUGCUUUUUUACGACCGGUGUGGCAUAGGCAAAACUGUGUUAUUUAAGAGGAGCCUUACAGUAUGGGCAUUGGAAGAACAGUCAUUCUCUUACGUUAGCCAUGAGAAAGCUGUGCUUACAUGUAAGGUUAAAAACUAGAAGCAUCAGUUCAGUGUUUGAUGUUACAGCAGGUUUUGUAAUGGUAGUUAGUACAUGUUGCAAUGUUGAUACUUCUUUAAGCCUGUAUGAGUCUGAAUUCUAGAUAUAUAUAUUCAUUUUUCUGUGUCUUCGAAACAGGGCCAAAAGUCAUAUAUGAGCAGUACUUGUGAAUGGGAGUUCCUAUCAGUUGCUGUAGGAGUCACUCUUCAGACUUACAAAUUGUGUGGCAGACUGAUUUUUUUUGUUCAGAUUCUUAAGUACCAGGCACAAAGCUACUCAUCGGAGAGUUGCUGUCAUCAGUAUUUUUAUUUCUGGGAAAGAGAUGUGCUUAUGUCACAAUAUUAUGUAGGAAAUUAUAUGAGCCCUUUGCACUAACUCAAGCAAAUCAGGAGUGUAAAUGUUUUCAACAUAAACUUAUUACUUGAGACUAAGAGAAUACUACCAAAGGAUGUGUACUUUCAGCAACUUGCAAGCACAAAGGGAAAUGACAAUGUAAAUACAAGUAGCACUGAAAUUCCUAACUCUUUUAUAUCUGUUAUUUUUCUAGUUGGAAAUUCUAAACCAGCAGUCUGUUCAAGGUUGCCUAACCUUUAACCUUCAGUUAGUUUGGGUGACCUUGUUUGAUACCAACUUUUAUAAUGUUGAGAUUUUACUUAAAAAAUGGAGAUUAAGACUUAAUGCAGAAAUUUGGAGGAGCUGACAAAAUCCACUCCUGUAACAGUGAUUAGCCAAUAAAAAGGCACUGUUACUGUGAGUGGAGAAAUAGGAUGAAGGUCUGAGGCACUCCCAGUCGUUCGCAACCAUGAUACCUGAACCUUGUAACAAAAACACUAAAACUCUGGUAGGCUUUUCUCAAGUUCUCAAAAUGUAGAUAUCUCUCUUUGAUUUUCAACUGAAGCACAAGAAACUUUCAAGCAGUUAACAUGAUUCAGGUUUAAGCAGGUUGGUUAAUCAAAAGAGAUGAGGAGAUGUAGUUGAUGUUGUGUACUUCUACUUGUAAGACUGCAGACUAGAUGUGUACGUUUCUUAAUACCCAGGUACGUGGAAUAGCUGCACCAGUCUAGAAGUGAUUCUCUUCACCUGGGAGCCUGAGUUGAAAUGAAUGUGCCACACUUCCUCACGUUCUGCAGUUUGUUGUGUGACACUGUUCUGUUCUGGUAAUGCAGUAUUUCACUUUUUUUACAGUGGAGUGUUUUCUUUCUUGUUCAUGAAAACUUAACAUUCCUAAUGUAUACACUGCAAGUUUGUCCUGUUUAAUGUUUAAUAUUUUGACCAGUGAAAUAAACUGGUUCUUUGAA
Messenger RNA from Pogoniulus pusillus (Red-fronted tinkerbird), 3627 nucleotides. It is a transcript of the gene HYCC1, whose product is annotated as hyccin PI4KA lipid kinase complex subunit 1. Gene Ontology annotation, cellular component: plasma membrane. Bases 294 to 1841 code for a protein of 515 amino acids. Gene Ontology annotation, biological process: phosphatidylinositol phosphate biosynthetic process; protein localization to plasma membrane. The record is from RefSeq and is a predicted model, not a curated record. NCBI's taxonomy places the organism in Eukaryota, Metazoa, Chordata, Aves, Piciformes, Lybiidae. The transcript has 12 exons.